CCUCCAAUGGUAAACAAAUGUACUGUAGCUUAUUUAAUACGUGUGUAAUGGCCUCAAGUGUGCAUUUUAUUUCAAGAUGGUAUAUUUUGCCUGUUUACAUGUUACAUGUCACACAUGGCCUGCUCUGCCCCUCCCCCGUCCGGACUUUUCUCAACUCGCUGCCAAAAUAUGUGAAAGUCAACCCGAGCCCUUGUUAUUUAAAACUGGACACCGUCAUGGCAGGAGCAGCGAGCAGCUCCACUGAACUCAACGAGGAUCCACCGCGCUAUCCGUGAAAACAACGCCGCUGUGGAGGAACUCGAGCUCCGGGAGACUCCUUGUUUUUCGUCCUGCCCGUCGAGCCUCACAUGUCGCUCCCGGUGGUGUUGCCGGGGUCUUGCUGUCCGGUUAUCGGGGCUUCGCAGCUCGCUGAGCCGUCUUACCGAAACCGACCCCGUGGCUUGUCCGCCUCUUCGCGGACUGCUAGCAGCGGCUCUCGGCUGCUGCUACCCGGGCGGCCGCUGCUCUCGCUGGGCUUGUUGCAGCUGCUGCUCGGCGGCUCCAUGGUGGCGCUGUGCUUUGGAGCUCUGUCCCUCAGCAACUCCCCCCCAAUCCGAAACUCGUGUCCCUUCUGGGCAGGUUCCUCGGUCAUACUGUCAGGCAUUGUGGGCCUCACAACAUGGAGAAGGCCCAUGCUGUUACUGGUCAAUGUGUUUGUCCUGCUGUCUGUGGUGUGUGUGCUCCUUAAUCUGGCUGGAUUCAUCCUGUGCUGCCAGGGCGCCCAGCUGGUUUCCAGUAUGACCAGCUGCCAACUGAGUGAGGCUGGAGAUGUGUGUUACUGCUGCUCCCUCUCGUCCAGCUCCAGAUGUCCCGAGGAGAAGCUGCUGGAGCUCCACCCGGCCCACUCCUGCAGCACCAUGAGGAUCCUGCUCAAGAAAGUGUUGUUUGCGCUGUGUGCUCUGAACGCUCUGACCACGGCCGUGUGCCUUAUGGCUGCCGCCCUGAGGUACCUGCAGAUCUUCACCGCCAGAACACCGUUCACGGACGAGCACAGGGCCACAGUUGAAGAAAGGGAGGAGCCGGCUCAGGUCCCAGACCCAGAUGAGUUUGUGGCCCCGGCCCCGCCCCCCUCCUACUUCUCUACUUUCUACUCAUACACCCCCCGCCUGGCUCGCCGGAUCCUUGGGGACAGUGUGAUCCCUCUCCCUCAUAUCUACGGGGCCCGGAUCAAAGGGGUGGAGGUCUUCUGUCCUUUAGACCCCCCACCUCCAUAUGAGGUUGUGGCUGGAAGCUCCACCAAUGCAGGCACACAGGAGCCAGAGAUCGCUCUGACAGAGUUGACUAUCAACCCGACUACCUCGGCACCAGGAGCCUCUGUUGGAGACAGGAGUCCCCAAAUGGUAUCAGCAUCACCGGGCCACUUUCCGCAAGCCAAGCCCCAGCUCCAGUCUCCUCUUCCUCCUCCUUCUCCUCCUCCUUCUCCUCCUCCUCCUCCACAGCCCCCUUCUCCAGCACCUCCCCCCUCUCCAGCUCCGUCCCCCUGGAGGAGAGCAAGGAUCCACCGCUCCACCAGCGACCCGGUGUUGAUGGACCUCGCUGACAGAGCGCUGAGCAGCAGCGACGCUCCCCAGACCACAGACUCCUCCACCCAGACGUCCCAGCCCGCGCUGGCUGCCUGCGCCCAGGGCCAGGUCACACUGCGACGGGGCAACGGCGACAGGAGGACCCCCCGCCGGCCACGGCCCUCCUCCAUGGUGGACUACCAGAGCUACCGACACACACAGCAGCUGGUCAGGAAGAUCCUGGAGCAGCCGGCGGCGCAGGGCCUGGCCCCCGAGGUCCAGGAGCUGGUGGACAGCAUCCGGAGUGUCCUGCAGUCAGACCAGGAGCACAUGGAGGAGGCUGUACGCUGCGCCAGUUACAUAGAACAGGUGUUCACUGACUCCCAGAUGGGUCCCGGUCAGCCUAAACCUCCCCAGCAGCCAGCAGACAGUUCCUCCCAGACUUUCCCACGCCCCCCCCGUAGAAGGCCCGGCCUGCUGCACCUGCAGAGCUGCGGGGACCUCAGCUCCUUCACCUGUCCUACACUCGAGUCUCUGGAACCUCAAGGCAACAGUAGAAAAGUGGUGUUGAGGGCGGGGUCCCGCCCAGAUCAUCCCGAACGCCCCCACAGUCUGAUCGGAGUCUUUAGAGAGACGGUGAUUUGAAAACCAACUGUAUAGAAAUAUGUUGUAUGGCAACACAGAUGGAUUCUGCUUUAUCUGUUGCUAAACCUCGAAAACCACUGUGUGUGUGUGUGUGUGUGUGUGUGUGUGUGUGUGUGUGUGUGUGUGUGUGUGUGUGUUUAUGCAUGUGUAGUUGUGUUUUUUUUUUUUUUUUUUUACAUUUUUUGCUCAGCUAAUACAGUUUUUUAUGACAAUUUAUCUGUGAAAUACAAAAACUAUGGGUGCCUUGUAUUGAAACAUGGUACCCAGCAUUUAAAGUGCUGUAUGCUUUGAGAUGUGUGUGUGUGUGUGUGUGUGUGUGUGUGUGG
This is a messenger RNA of Perca fluviatilis (European perch), 2512 nucleotides long. RefSeq names its product family with sequence similarity 189 member A2 (gene entrep1). The record is from RefSeq and is a predicted model, not a curated record. The transcript is spliced from 11 exons. NCBI's taxonomy places the organism in Eukaryota, Metazoa, Chordata, Actinopteri, Perciformes, Percidae. Gene Ontology annotation, cellular component: membrane. The coding region runs from base 348 to 2186 and encodes 612 amino acids.